This is a messenger RNA of Ochotona princeps (American pika), 1290 nucleotides long. Its product is annotated as putative serine protease 45. Bases 23 to 1036 code for a protein of 337 amino acids. The transcript has 6 exons. The record is from RefSeq and is a predicted model, not a curated record. Gene Ontology annotation, biological process: proteolysis. Lineage: Eukaryota; Metazoa; Chordata; Mammalia; Lagomorpha; Ochotonidae. Gene Ontology annotation, molecular function: serine-type endopeptidase activity.
ACGUGCUCAGCCGCCAUCACGCAUGGGCCGGGGCAGCUCUGCCGGCUACUGCGACUUGCCAUUUCCGGAACUUAUGGCUGCCAUGCUGCGCAGUGUGGGCGCUGGGGCCUCGAAGCGGCCCUGGGGUCUGAGCUCCCGGGUGGUGUUGCUGCUGCUCCUGCUGCCGCCGCCACCACCCCUGAACCCCGGUUACACAGUGGAUAGCAGAACCACACAAGGGUGUGGUGAACCCUGGUGGUCAGAUGAUGCCCCCCGUACCCGCCAUUGGCCCUGGGAGGUGAGCCUGAGGACGGAAAACGAGCAUAUGUGCGGAGGGGCCCUCAUUGCCUCGAGCUGGGUGGUGACCGCUGCCCACUGCAUCCAAGGCACCCAGGAGUACUCGGUGAUGAUUGGCUCCUCGCGGCUGAAGCCUUUGUUUCCCUCCAUGGCGCUCUGGAUCCCCGUGAAGGACAUCAUCAUGCACCCCAGGUACUGGGGACAGACCUUCAUCAUCGGUGAUGUUGCCCUUCUUCGGCUGCGCACUCCUGUCACCUUCAGCAAGCACGUGCAACCCAUUUGCCUCCCCGAGCCCGGCCUGAACUUGAAGGUUGGGACACAAUGCUGGGUGACCGGCUGGAGCCAGGUGAAGCAGCGCUUCUCAGCCAACACCACGCCGACGCCAGAGCUGCAGGAGGCCGAGGUGUUCAUCAUUGACAACAAGAGGUGUGACCGGAUUUACCACAGGAAGUCCUUGUACCCUCGCAUCAUGCCCCUUGUCCUGGGUGACAUGGUCUGUGCCACCAACUAUGAAGAAAACUUGUGCUAUGGUGACUCCGGGGGGCCGCUGGCUUGCGAAGUGGAGGGCAGGUGGAUUCUUGCAGGGGUCUUGUCCUGGGAGAAGGCCUGCGCCAAAGCCCAGAAUCCGGGUGUGUACACCCGUGUCACCAAGUACACCAGCUGGAUCAAGAAGCAGAUGAGUAGGGGGACAGUCUCAGGGGUCUGCACCCCCUGGCUUCUCCUCCUGUUCUGGCUGCUGCAGCUCCCGCUAGAACCCUGACUGCCUUCUCUGUCCUCUCCCUGCCCAGCUGCUGCUGAAAGUGACCAGGUGGACUUGGCCAUGGGUCCACAUUCACCAGGAGUCAGAGCAGGAAAGGAGGAGUGCCCUAGGAAGCAAGGACCUUCUUGGGUGACCCAGCAGAGUGGGAUGUAGCAGCUGACAAGGCCUUGGGGUGACAAGGAGAAGGGAAGAAUGACCUUAGAAGUUGUGGAAGCUGAGACCAGGAGGGCAGGAAUUAAAUGCAUGCAAAUGAA